This is a messenger RNA of Phanerochaete carnosa HHB-10118-sp, 1782 nucleotides long. RefSeq lists its product as uncharacterized. The transcript is spliced from 8 exons. The record is from RefSeq and is a predicted model, not a curated record. Bases 1 to 1656 code for a protein of 551 amino acids. Lineage: Eukaryota; Fungi; Basidiomycota; Agaricomycetes; Polyporales; Phanerochaetaceae. Gene Ontology annotation, biological process: proteolysis. Gene Ontology annotation, molecular function: tripeptidyl-peptidase activity; serine-type endopeptidase activity.
AUGGUGUCCAAGCUCCUUGCCUUUGCGUCGUGUUCGCUCGCCUUCGCGAAGUCCAUGGCCUACAGCAUGAAGGUCCGUGAGGCCAUACUCGCAGCGCCUGAGGGUUUCAACAACCCAAAUGGGCUAAUCGAGGCGCUGUACGCUGUCAGCUCACCGGAUAACCCGUCCUAUGGGCAGCAUCUCAGUAAGGAAGAGGUCGAACAGUUUGUCACGCCGACUGCACAGACCUCCGAUGCCAUCAAGAACUGGCUCGCUCAGGCUGGCGUGAAUGCGACCCCCAUCUCGCCUGCCGGCGACUGGCUCAGCAUCACUGUCCCUGUCGGUCAGGCGAAUGAGCUGUUCGACGCCGACUUUACCCUCUUCACCCACUCCAGGACCGGCAAAAAUAUAACGCGUACCUUGAAGUACUCGAUUGCCGCCGAUCUCGAGGAGCACAUCGACGCCUGUCACAGAUUCUUAGACCCAACACCCCUUCAUCCCGUCAUCUCGACACCGUCUGGCCUCGAGCGCCGCGCCAUUGAGGACUUGACGUCUUGCUCAACUGAGGAGAUCACACCCGCCUGUAUCGAGUCUCUGUACGACAUCCCCACCGCCAAGGCGACUCAGAGCUCCAACCACCUCGCUGUCAGUGGCUUCGACGAGCAAUUUGCCAACGAGGCUGAUCUCGCGACCUUCGCCCUUCAGACUAUUGAUGGCGGUAGCAACCCACAGAACAGGAGCGAGACCGGCGUUGAGGCGAAUCUUGACACCCAGUACGCUAUCAGCGUCAGCCAAGGCGUGCCAACCACAUUCAUCUCUGUUGGCGAAAACAAUCACGACGGUCCCGAACUUAGCGGUUUCCUGGACAUCAUACUCUUCCUCCUCGGCGAGUCCAACCCGCCGCAAGUCCUGACAACCAGCUACGGCGGCAACGAGAACAUGGUCUCUCGCUUACUCACUGCCAAACUUUGUAAUGCUUACGCUCAACUCGGCGCCCGUGGUGUCUCCAUCCUCUUUGCCUCUGGUGACGGCGGUGUCUCCGGCGGGCAGCCUCAAAGCUGCUCUAAGUUCAUCCCUACUUUCCCGGCUGGAUGCCCCUUCAUCACCUCCGUUGGCGCCACCCAGCUCAUCUCGUCGUCCGGCGGCGAGACCGCUGGAACGUUAGACGACAUCGGCGCCUCUUCCGCUGGCGGCUUCUCCAACCAUUUUGCCACGCCGUCAUACCAGGCCUCUGACGUCUCGUCCUACCUCUCCUCCAUUGGCUCGACGAACAGCGGCCUGUUCAACGCUUCGGGACGCGGGUACCCGGAUGUCGCGGCUAUCGGGGUGAACGUUACCAUCGUCGUUAACGGCACACUUGGAACAGUUGGCGGCACGAGCUGUUCGAGCCCCAUCUUUGCGGGAAUGAUUGCGCUCAUCAACGACGCGCUCAUCGCCGCCAACAAGAGCACGCUCGGCUUCCUCAACCCACUUCUGUACGCGAAUCCUAGUGCGUUCAAUGACAUCACGACCGGCAGCAACCCUGGGUGCAACACGAGCGGCUUCCCGGCUCUUAAGGGCUGGGACCCUGUUACUGGCCUGGGCACCCCGAAAUUUACGGCGCUGAAGGCUGUGGCUCUGAAUGCAGCUGGGGUUCCAGACCCCUCAUUACAAACGGAUGAUACGACGCAGGGUUAAAUUUCUCUGUAGACUACUUAUUUCGAGUCUUUGCAGUUAUUCCAAGAAUGGCAGACACCCGCCAGCGAAUUUUCAAAACCCAGAGCUCGAGAAUUCCGCGGGAAGCAUCAGGGGAAAAUGACUUGG